UACAUUUGAAGCUCCAUUGUGCGGAUGGCCUUGGAAGAGAUUACAACAUUUUUGAUCAUGUCCUUGAAACGUUUAGUUGAACGUGUCCUUAUUAACACGUUUGGCUCCAGAGUGGAGAAGCUGUUUUUUUCUCCUCCCUUUAUAAGCACCAGUUUCUUCUUUUGAAAUGAAAAAUUGUUAUAUAACAUCGGGUUAAAUCACUUAUUCCCAUGGAUACUUUUUACAGUGUAACCUACUGUGAGGCGACUCCAAAGGCCUAUAUAUACCACCCCAGAGCCAUGCAGCUGAUUGACAGGACUUGGCUGACUGUGGACCCUCCUUCCCAGCGUCUCCUCCUCUUUCUCUCUUUCUCCUGUCCUCUCCCCCUUCUCCCUCUCUCUCUCUCUCUCCCUCUCCCUCUCUCUCUCUCCUCAAUCGCAGGGCUGCGCUCACCGACUCGACACCGCCAACAGGGAUGCAGCGAGGGCGCAGCGCAGCCUGAAAAUGGCACCACCACGCGUCCUGUGGAUCUAUCCAUCCCUUUUCCUCCUGUCCACCCUGCUUCUUUUUCACACGCUGUCGCCGUGCCGAGCUUUACGGAAUUACCCGGAGAAUGAAGUUACGUUGCUGGACUCCAUGUCAGCCUUGGCCGACCUGGGCUGGGAGGCUUACCCUAAUGAGGGGUGGGAGGAGAUCAGUGUGAUGGAUGAGAGGAACACCCCGAUGAGGACCUACCAGGUGUGUAACGUCAUGGAGGCCAACCAGAACAACUGGCUGAGGACGCGUCACAUCAGCCGAGAGGGAGCGCAGCGCGUCUACAUUGAGAUCAAGUUCACCCUCAGGGACUGUAACAGCCUGCCCGGGGUCCCUGGUACUUGCAAAGAGACUUUCAACAUGUACUACUAUGAGUCCAACAAUGCCAACCUAUGGUUCAUCAAGGAAAGUCAGUAUGUCAAGAUCGAUACUAUUGCUGCAGAUGAGAGUUUUACACAGGUGGACGUUGGCGACCGUGUGAUGAAGCUGAACACGGAGGUGCGUGACAUCAGCAACCUGAGCAAAAAGGGUUUCUACCUGGCCUUCCAGGACCUGGGCGCCUGUAUCGCUCUGGUCUCAGUCAGGGUCUUCUACAAGAAGUGUCCCGUCACUGUACUCAACUUGGCCCAGUUCCCUGACACAAUAACUGGCGGAGACACAGCCCUGGUAGAGGUCCACGGCAUGUGCGUUAAUGCCUCUGAGGAGUUUGAGGCUCCCAAGAUGUACUGCAGUGCAGACGGAGGGUGGCUGGUUCCCAUCGGGAGGUGUGUGUGCAAACCAGGCUUCGAAGAGAACAAGGACGUCUGCCAACCAUGCAGACCUGGUACCUACAAAGCUUCAGCCACGGAUGCCUACUGCACUAAAUGUCCUCCCCACAGCUCGUCCCCGCAGGAACAAGCCGUCGAGUGUGUUUGUGAGAAAGGUUUCUACCGUGCCGAGACCGACCCGCGCUCCAUGGCCUGCACACGUCCACCAUCUGCUCCAGAGAACCCCAUUUCCACAGUGAACGAGACCUGUGUCACCUUGGAAUGGUCCCCACCCAGAGACACAGGAGGCCGAGGAGAUAUCACCUACAGCCUCCACUGCAGGAAGUGUUCCGGUGAUAGCAAAAAGUGCGCGCCGUGCGGUAGCAGUGUCCAUUUUGUUCCAAGACAGUUUGGCCUCUCAUCAGCCACCGUGCUGGUCACCGACCUGCAGCCGGACUCCAACUACAGCUUCACCGUUGAGAGCCAGAAUGGAGUGUCAGACUUAAGUCCCACACCCAGAGGAACGGUAGUCAUCAACAUCACUACAUCACAGACAGUGAGCGUUGUGCUAAAGGAGAGGCGGAGCAAGGACAGUGUGACUUUGGCCUGGCAGGGUCCAGAGAGACCCAACGGAGCGAUAGUGGAGUAUGAGGUCAUCUACUAUGAGAAGAACCAGCGGGAGCAGAACUACACAGUCUUGAAGACUCGCUCCAACAUGAUGACAGUAGACGGGCUGAAGCCAGGGACCACCUACGUGUUCAGGGUCAGGGCUCGAACCGACGGGGGGUAUGGGAGCUACGGUGGAGAGAUUGAAUUGGAAACCAGCCACGAAGAUGUUUUCGCUAUCGGGGACCCUAACCAGUCCACCAUCCUGGCCGUGUCCAUUGCUGGGGGAAUCGUUCUCCUCAUCUUCCUGGUGACUUGCUUCGUUGUCAGUGGAAGGCACUGUGGAUAUAUCAAGGCCAAGCAGGACCCCGAUGAAGAGAAGAUGCAGUUCCAACAUGGCCGAGUCAAGCUUCCAGGCAGCAGGACCUACAUCCAUCCUCACACCUACGAAGACCCCAACCAGGCUGUCAGGGACUUUGCCAAAGAGAUCGAUGCUUCCAAUAUUCGCAUAGAGAGAGUCAUUGGAGCGGGAGAGUUUGGGGAGGUGUGCAGUGGUCGGCUACGUGUCCAGGGAAAAAGGGAGAUCUACGUGGCCAUCAAGAGUCUGAAGGCGGGAUACUCCGACAAACAGAGGCGGGACUUCUUGUCUGAGGCCUCUAUCAUGGGACAGUUCGACCAUCCAAACAUUAUCAGGCUCGAGGGUGUCGUCACAAGAUGUAAACCAGUGAUGAUCAUAACGGAGUUCAUGGAGAACGGAUCUCUGGACACUUUCCUCAAGAAACACGAUGGCCAGUUCACAGUGAUCCAGCUAGUUGGCAUGCUUCGUGGCAUCGCCUCGGGUAUGAAGUACCUGUCAGACAUGAGCUACGUUCACCGAGACCUGGCAGCCCGAAACAUCCUGGUCAACAGCAACCUGGUGUGUAAGGUGUCCGACUUUGGCCUGAGUCGGGUUCUGGAGGACGACCCGGAGGCUGCCUACACUACGAAGGGAGGGAAGAUCCCCAUCAGAUGGACGGCUCCAGAGGCCAUAGCCUACAGGAAAUUUACCUCAGCCAGCGAUGUGUGGAGUUACGGUAUCGUCAUGUGGGAGGUGAUUUCAUACGGAGAGAGACCCUAUUGGGAGAUGUCCAAUCAGGAUGUGAUCAAAGCAAUAGACGAGGGCUAUCGUCUUCCUGCUCCGAUGGAUUGCCCUGUGGUGUUGCACCAGCUCAUGUUGGACUGCUGGGAGAAGGGGCGUAGCGACAGGCCGAAGUUUGGACAGAUUGUCACAAUCCUGGACAAGCUCAUCAGAAACCCAGCCAGCCUAAGAGAGCUGGCCAACAGCUCGGCAUGCAGGGAGGACCCGUCCACCCCAGAGUUCAGUGUGAACACAGUGGAUGAGUGGUUGGAGGCCAUCAAGAUGGGCCAGUAUAAGGAGAACUUUUCCAGUGCUGGAUAUGUCAGCUUGGAUUCAAUCCUCUACAUCAGUGUCAGUGAACUGGCUAAGAUGGGUGUGACUUUGGCCGGCCACCAGAAGAAGAUUUUGUCCAGCACGCAGAGCCUGCAGACCCAGGGGACACACGUCCAAGUAUAACAGUUUCCACAUAAACACACAGUGAGACAGAGCCAAAAUGGAUGCUCCUGUGAAGAGUUUCCCCACUGAAAUGGAGUUGUAAUGGAUACUCUGUGCUCGAGCCUCCAUUGAUUUUGAGACACACUGAGAUGGAGACAACAUGGACGCUUGACUCCUUCACCCUCUCGCAGUUUCACCAUUAUUCUCAUACUUGAUGGGCACUACCGGUUUUAGUCCCAGCAACACAACCACCAUUACGGAGCGACAGAGAGACACAUGUCCAACAACAAGGCCACAUCUAGAGCAUCCCAGACCAUUUCACAUCAUAUCAGCUCAACAAAAGAAGGAAAAAAAAAGAUUUUUAACAAAAGAAAUUACAAUAAAAACAAAAAACAAAUUAGAAUAUAAAUAUCAUCACUGUUUGUGAGGUGUACAGUUGGUUUUUACUGUCAUUUUGUUUCUGUUUUGAGUUCUCACCUUGAAGAGUUUGAAAUGGGUCAGAAGAUAUGUAUAUGUGUAGAUAUAUGUUUAUAUGGGCUGUGUGUCCCAAAACUGUAGAGAUGGACCUAACGUUUGUAUUGGUGGUGAGGUUUAUAUCGGUCAACCUUAAUAGGAGUUAUUACCUAGUACGUGUAUGGCCCCUUCCAUUGCUCUCUGCACACAGAAAGCCAAUGAAUGAGCUGGGAAUUCUGAAUGACAUGAAUGUGUGGGGCGAGGGGAACAGAAAACCUGGACCUUUAGAGAUAGAGAGGGAUGUAGAUUUUGCUAGCUCAUGUAGGAUGGAAGUAUGAUUCAUUUAAAUUGUGUAUUUGACCAGGACAAGGGCUUCCCUAGCGACUGCUCUCAGACACACUUCCAUAGCAACUAGACCCCAGUGCACAUGUGCUAGUCUGCUUGCACUUAGGAUGUAGGUGAGUGCAAAGAAACAGCAGAAACUGCUUAAGAUGCAGUUAGCACAGAGACAUUUUUAUUCUUCCAUAACUGACUAUGUAUUCCAAACAACACUGUCUCUUCAGCUCUUACGGUAUGAUGUUGUUGGAAAUAUUUCAGCCCAAGAGUUUGCCUUCCCAUGUUUCAGGUGUGUUAAGAAAGUUAUAGUGUGUUGUGUAGAGCAAAGGCGAUGCCAAGGUCAUGAUAGAGUUGACACUGUUAAGAACGUGUAACUUGUUUUUCCAGUGUUGUGCCAUGUACAGUAACCUUGAAAUGUUCAUCUGGGCAACAUACCACCAUUCUUACUAUACACUUUCCUUCAAUUGGUUCUCAUUGCUGGAUGGUAACACAAGGCCUGUCACAAUAUACACUGCCCGUCCAAAAAAAAAAGUCACUACCUGGAUUUAAAGCAAAUCGGUAAAAGCCUUCCAUUGGAUAAUUACUGCAGUGAUUAAUAUGUUUCAGCUAGCAACAAGUUAUUUAACCCUAGCUGAUGCUGAGGAGCAUCUCAUUUCUUAAACAACCAUGUCAGAAGACAUAUCCAGUGGUCAUGGAAAGGAUGUUAAUCAGUUUCAGAAGGGUCAAAUUAUUGGCCUGCAUCAAGCAAAGAAAACAACUGAGGAGUUCGCUGAAAACACUCAAACCUGAUUAAGAACUGUCCGAUGCAUUAUUAAUACCUGAAAGGAUAGUGGUGAAACAUCAUCUUGGGCAAAUCAGGGUGAGAAGAGAGGCGGAUGAAGUAAUGCACCCAUCAUCCCUAAUGCCCACCAUACAAAUCUGUGAUGGCCGUUUUUAUGACCUGGGGUCGCUGCAGUUGGUCAGGUCUAGGUUCUGCAAUGUUAUGUCCCCAAAGAAUGAGGUCAGCUGACUACCUGAAUAUAGUGAAUGACCAGGUAUUUAUUCACUGAUGGCACAGGCAUAUUUCAAGUUGACAAUGCCAGCAUUCGUCUGGCUCACAUUGUAAAUGAGUGGUUCAAGGAAUAUGAGACACCCUUUUAACAUAUGGAUUGGCCACCACAGAGUCCAGACGUGACCUCAGCCCUCAGCUCAAGAAUCUUUGGGAUGUGAUGGAGAACACUAUGCUCAGCGGUGCGACUCUCCCAUCAUUAAUAUAAGAUCUUGCCAGAAAAUUAAUGCAACUGUGGAUGGAAAUAAAUGUUAUGACAUUGCAGAAGCUUAUCAAAACAAUGCCACAGCAAAUGCGUGCCAUACUUAAAGCUAAAGGCAGUCCAACAAAAUGUCAGAGUGCAACUUUUUUUUUGGACGGGCAGUGUAGUUGAAAAAAAGUCAGCUCGAUGAAAAGGAGCAUCGGAAUGGACCCUUUUUCCAGCAAGAUUAAAUGUACGCAGUGUUGAUUUUCAGCCGUGCCACCACAAGAGGUUAGAUUUCACUU
This is a messenger RNA of Larimichthys crocea (large yellow croaker), 5740 nucleotides long. RefSeq names its product ephrin type-A receptor 3-like. Gene Ontology annotation, cellular component: dendrite; plasma membrane. Bases 484 to 3438 code for a protein of 984 amino acids. The record is from RefSeq and is a predicted model, not a curated record. The transcript is spliced from 19 exons. NCBI's taxonomy places the organism in Eukaryota, Metazoa, Chordata, Actinopteri, Sciaenidae. Gene Ontology annotation, biological process: ephrin receptor signaling pathway; protein phosphorylation; axon guidance. Gene Ontology annotation, molecular function: transmembrane-ephrin receptor activity; ATP binding; protein binding.